Messenger RNA from Haliotis rufescens (red abalone), 4149 nucleotides. Its product is annotated as zinc transporter ZIP4-like. Gene Ontology annotation, biological process: zinc ion import across plasma membrane; intracellular zinc ion homeostasis. Bases 170 to 2233 code for a protein of 687 amino acids. The record is from RefSeq and is a predicted model, not a curated record. Lineage: Eukaryota; Metazoa; Mollusca; Gastropoda; Lepetellida; Haliotidae. Gene Ontology annotation, molecular function: zinc ion transmembrane transporter activity. The transcript has 15 exons. Gene Ontology annotation, cellular component: membrane.
AACGUCUUCGGGGGAUUGCUUCACAACUCAAUGAGUCAGCACGUUGUUGUCACGUGACUGCCAUAUUGUGUCGUGAAACCUUUGCACACGGCUCCCACCUAUCAACCCCACGAGAGCCUCUUAAGUCCCUAGAUGCUAAAAGACACACAGGUGAAAACACAGCUUUGACAUGGCAACCUUCUUUGUGGAUAUUGUUCUUAUUAUUGCUAUUUUUUCAUCAACGAUCCAUCUGGGGGUCUCAAGUCAGGAACACCACAGCCGUGGCCGAGUUAAUGUGUAUCAGCAAGUGCUCACCACUUUAAACGUCACAGACAGCGAUACCCUCAGUCCGAACAAGACCAGGGAGUUCCUGCAAGUAUUAUUUCGCAGCUUUAAGUGCCAGUCAACCAAACCGGGCCCAUGUGUCUCUUUGUGUCUGAACGUCUCGGGUUUGUUCACCGUCGUGGGUGCUGACAGCACCCAGGGUCUGACCAAGGAGCAGUUUCACAACGCCACCGUUGUCAUCUUCUACUACAUCUACAACUUCACCAACUACUGUCGACAGAAUGUCAACCCGGAAAUCAACACGUUUGAGUCUUAUCUCCAGAAGGUUCAGAGCAUAUUAUUCGAGGAGGGUCACGGUGAUGUGGAGGCGGCGCCUGUUAAGCAUGCGCUGGAGCACAUUGCCGAGUUCAUCAAGCCAGGGGACGCUCAACAGCACCGGCAUCAACUCCACGACGACGAUACCCACGUAGAGGAGGUGUCAGUGCUGGAGGAGAAGUGUGUGAGUGCAGAUGCAGUGUUCUACCAGCUGGGUGAGGAGAGUGGGCAUAUCAAGGGAGAGAACCUUGCAGAGAUGACCGCCUUCAUUGUGUACCACCUUCUUGAGGGGUCGACAAUAAAAGAGAAGUGUCGUGUGCUCCCUUCCAGACAGAACAUCCUCAACGACCUCUUUGUCCAUAUCAACGCCCCCAACAACACCAUCACAAACACUGAGUUGAGUGCAUUGCUGGCCAAGCUGAACUUGGAGGGUGAACAAGAGGAGGACCACUCAGACAACGACCACAGGAGGAGGAGGAGGAGGAGCGCCGACGUUGAUGCUGCUGCAGACAGUGCUGUCCGUGUGCGGAGACAGGUUGAUGAUAUUCACGAUCCUACAACAGUCCUGGUCACCAAAAAGUGUUACUCCGUUGGUGAGAUCAAGGCAAUCAACGGUUUGGGGUAUGCUGACGUCAUCACUAAGAACAAGUUUGUGGAGCUAUGUCCCACCCUGGUGUACAUGCAAGUAGCAGGGUCGUGCGUCUCCACCCCCAACACCACACAACCAGCCACGCCCACCAUGGCAGAACGCUACGGGUACGGUUCCUUGGCUAUUCUGAUCAUCUGCUUCUGUGCUAUACCGGGCGUCCUCCUCUUCCCCCUCCCAAAGGGCACCUGCCACGAGGCGUUCAUGUCCGUCUUCCUGGGCCUUGCUGUCGGCACGCUGUUCUCUGACGCCAUCUUGCAUCUCAUUCCUCAGGCUUUCGGCCUACACGACCACGAAGACGAGCAUGCGCACAAUCAACCUUCCGGUCCAGUGACAGAAGAAUACACUUGGUAUGCUGUUGCGCUUAUCGCUGGUACCUAUGUCUUCUACCUGAUCGAGUCUGUCAUGGCGGUUCUUGGAUCCGGGCACACGCAUUCUCACAAUCACUCGUCUGUGGAACUGAACCAAAUCGAUGUAGAUCGUGUGAAGAAAGAGCCCAUUGGGGUAAUCGAAGAAAAGAGUCCACGAGAGAAGUCAUCUUUUUCAACGCUUGCCUUUAUGGUGAUAAUCGGGGACGGCAUCCACAACUUCGCAGAUGGUCUGGUGGUUGGUGCCGCCUUCAGUCUCAGCGUCACUAGCGGCCUCACCACCAGCAUCGCCGUCUUCUGCCAUGAACUACCGCACGAACUGGGCGACUUUGCAGUGCUGUUGGCGAGCGGGAUGUCGUACAAGCGGGCGCUGUGCUGGAAUUUCGUGUCUGCCUUGACGGCGUUUGUUGGACUGUAUAUCGGUCUGUCUGUCUCCACAGACCCGCUGGUCCGACGGUGGAUAUUCGCCGUCACUGCUGGGAUGUUCGUCUACAUCUCCCUGGUCGACCUGUUACCGUCUUUUAUUAACAAUGUGUCGAGAAACCGGAAGUUGGUGUUUGUGAUGCACAACGUUGGGAUGUUGACUGGUUUCCUCUUCAUGCUGCUCAUCGCCUUGUAUGAGGAUAAGAUCAGCAUCUGAGGGUUAGGGUGUGGGCGUUUGUGCGAGACCUGGACACAAGACGUGGAGACUUUGCCAGAAGCAAUAAUACCUCAAGUGGUUCUGCGAGUGAUAGUGAAGAUGUUAUUGUUUCAAACGUUAUGUUCUUACCAUAGUACCUCUUUUUAAACUGACACGGUUGAAUAUUCCUCACUUUGUAAGUGGUAUAAUACUUGGUUACACGUAGAAAAUCUUUAGCUCUGGUCCUGAACUGUGAUGAUGGGAUUAUCAAAUAAUUCGGCGUUGCGUUUUUUUACGUAAUAUGUUGCAGACAGUGCAAGUGCGAGCGUAUAAUGUCACAUACGGCUUAUCAACACUUUUUUAACGCCGCACUCGGCAAUAUCCAAGCUAUAGGGCGGCGAUCUGUAAAUAAUCGAGUCUGGACCAGCAAAGUCAAGGAAGACACUAUGAACAUAAUAUAUCAAAACCUAUAUGUGAUGAGACAGAUCUGGUAUUUUUACUCGAUAUAUAUAAACCUAUUUCGCCUCUAAUGGUAAAGUCAAUGUGUUUUUUUAACUUUCUAAAUACCUCUAUAAUAAUCGGUCAAGUUGGGUACGAGAUCAAUUGCCACAAGCAUAAGCCAUGUAUAUUGUCUAGAAUAAACAAUAAGUUCUAGUUCUAAGAUUUACUAAUAAAGUCUUGGUGGGCCUUUAUGGACGUUCUAGAAAAUAAUAAUAUUCCUGCAGUUGGCAUUCCUUCACACGAUGUCUGGUUACACAAUAACAUACACGUGGGGAAGGAAACUAUGGCCUACAAAAUACAUCAGAUUUAUUAAUUAUUUUAUUCUCUCAUUUGUACAAUGCAGGAAGAAAUACAUUAAAAUUAAUUAUCUUAACUAUCCAAGUCUGAUCCAGUCUAUUGAGCAAUACUGUCGGCAACAGGGCAUUCAGAUGCUGAAGAAACUUACUUAACCAAUUUUACCAUUUAAUAUAUUUCAUUGGUUAAAAACCAGUAAAGGUUCUCAAUAAAAUACUUAUGGACAAACAAACUACCAAGAAUCACCUCUUUCAAACAUUGGAAUUCUUGCUUAGAAAUGAUAUCUGUCAUGAACAUUUCAGUGGUUUCAAUAUCAAAUAUUACAUCAUAUACUACCUACACUUCAGCAACCCAUGCUUACCGUAAAAGGCGACUAACGAGAUCGGGUGGUCAGGCUCGCUGACUUGGUUGAUGCAUGUCAUCGUAUCCCAAUUGCGUAGAUUGAUGAUCGCUUAUCGAAUUGCAUAGUUCUUGAUAGUUCAUUUUCUCAAAUAAUAUCCUCUCUUUUGAUAUUGUGCCGUGUGAUAUUAACGUAGAUGUGAGGGUUCUAACAGAUGUGUCGAAAUGAUUUUUUUCAAUAUAAUUACAUUAAUCAAUGCUGAUAAACGCAUGGUUUUCAAUUCUCUAACGGUACUUUUCCUACGCCUAAGAAUUAACAUUAAUAGGGAGGGAGGCAAUGACGACGCUUCACUCUGAAGCAUUACUUUUACAGCUAUUCGCUGCGAGGAGUCGUCAGACGAGGGUCACGCAUGCUGCGUUUAUGAAAAGUCAGGCCGUCAUAUAUAAUGGUCAUGAAUAAGGAGAGGUCGCGAACUGAUCAAUAGUAAUAGUCCUGUUAUCAGAAAACGCAAAAAGGAACCAAGAAAAAUAUUACACCUUGUAUUGUGCGUAUCAUCUGUCCAUUUGAACCUGAUAGCGUUAUUGAAAACCAACCUCACUGAAAAAGAUACUUCCCUGUAUCAGCUAUGAUAGAUAAUGUUUGUUACUUCAUCCGCAAGCAUUGCAUGGAAGUAAGAGAUCUGGUUUUAACUAGAUUGGUUGUUAACGCACGUGAUGUGUUUAUUAACUGCGGUGUGUAUAUGUAACAUGAUGUAUUGUUUCUUUGUGAGGAGAGUUUAUUUAUGACAUUUAUAAUAAAAUUA